Molecule: messenger RNA, 1449 nt
Organism: Magnolia sinica
Lineage: Eukaryota; Viridiplantae; Streptophyta; Magnoliopsida; Magnoliales; Magnoliaceae
Product: endoglucanase 14-like
Exons: 6
Coding region: 1-1449 (482 amino acids)
Biological process (GO): carbohydrate metabolic process
Molecular function (GO): hydrolase activity, hydrolyzing O-glycosyl compounds
Source: RefSeq, a predicted model, not a curated record
AUGGCUUCCAAUUUCUUGUGUUUGGGGCUGUUUUUACCGUUUCUCUUGCAACAGAGCUUUGCUGCCUUUAAUUAUGGAGAUGCACUUACAAAGUCCUUAUUGUAUUUUGAAGCUCAAAGGUCAGGAAAAUUGCCACCCAACCAAAGAGUGCAAUGGCGAGCCAAUUCGGCUCUUACGGACGGAGGCGAUGGCCACGUGAAUCUGGUAGGUGGUUACUAUGACGCCGGAGACAACGUGAAGUUCGGGUUCCCGAUGGCCUUCACUGUGACACUGCUUGCAUGGAGUGCGGUCGAGUUCGGGAACCAGCUAGCUGCGAAGAAUGAGCUGUCCCAUGCAUUGGACGCCGUCAAAUGGGGCACGGACUACUUGAUUGAUGCUCAUCCAGAGCCCGAUGUCUUGUAUGGUGAAGUUGGCGAUGGCAACUCCGAUCACAAUUGCUGGGAGAGGCCUGAGGACAUGACCACACCUAGGACAUCUUACAGGAUCGACAACACCAAACCGGGGGCCGACCUUGCCGGAGAAACUGCAGCUGCCAUGGCAGCAGCAUCCAUAGCAUUCCAAAAUUCCAACCCAACCUAUUCAGCCACACUUUUGAACCAUGCAAAGCAGCUGUUCGAUUUUGGCCGCAAUCAUCCCGGACUUUACCAGAACAGCAUACCGGUCGUAACAAAUUUCUACUCUAGCAGUGGUUUCGACGAUGAAUUGUUGUGGGCAGCUGCAUGGCUCCACCGGGCCACGAACGAUCAAGCUUACUUAGAUUACCUGGCUAAAGCCGGUGACAUUGGCGGCACCCGAUCGGAAUUCUCAUGGGAUGAUAAAUUUGUAGGAGCUCAGACACUGGUUGCGAAGCUGGUCUUGGAGGGGAAGGUAGGGAAGGAUGGAGUGUGGGCGCAGUACAAAAACAGCGCCGAGCAGUUCAUUUGCUCAUGCAUUCAGAAAGGGAGCAACAACGUUAGGAAAACGCCCGGCGGCCUACUUUAUUUUCUUCCAUGGAAUGAUCUCCAGUACACAACCUCCGCCCUUCUCCUCAUCACUGCAUAUUCUAAAUAUCUAACUGCGACCCGUUCCAGUCUCCAAUGCCAAGCCGGCCUAGUCCAGCCGGGGGAGCUAAUCACAUUCGCACAAUCACAGGUGGAUUAUAUUCUUGGCGCAAACCCGAGACAUAUUAGUUACAUGGUAGGGUUUGGGUCUGCUUAUCCAUUGCAAGUCCAUCACAGGGCCUCAUCGAUCGUGUCCAUAAAGAAGGACGGCACCCCUGUAUCGUGCCAAGAUGGUUUCAAAAUUUGGUUCAACAAAAAUGCGCCUAAUCCGAACGUGUUAGAUGGUGCGAUCGUCGGUGGUCCGGAUGCUAACGAUGCCUACAUCGACUUGAGGUCUAAUUUUCAACAGGCUGAGCCGGCCACAGUCACCACUGCACCCUUUGUUGGUGUACUAGCUGGGCUUGCCUGA